UCCGACUGUACUAUAAGAACGUCAAAUCGCCGAUGCCGUGCCCGAUGACUACCGAUUACGACGAAGACGCCGGGAACGUCAGUGCAGUGCCAGUAUCUGUGGUGCAACAGUGUAGAGGCUAUCCUAUUGACUGCUCUUUUUAACCAAAUCUUUUGCUACUAUGUUAAAAUAAACUUGAUUGUGUCUUCUCGACGCGUUUUUUGAUAAAUUCGUUGUGCUAGUGGUGGUUAAUGGUCUUAUGCAGUUUCUACUUAACGUGAAAAAAUUCCACCUGAAAUCUUUUGCAGAGAAUUCGUUGUUCCAGAAUGCUCUAAAACGAAAUGUGGUAACCAAUAUAAUUGCGUGUUCAAGAUUAAACACAACUGUGGAAGAAGAAAUGCCGCCAUCGAAUUUACAUUGCUGACAGUUAUUUAGUUUCGUUAAAAUAAUAAACGAUAAUGCUUCCUUGGACAAUUUGUAUAUUGACAAGUCUUCUUGUCCCGUCAUGUCAACCGACGCCUCAUCGAGGUCGACAUCAUCCCUCGGAACCACACGCCGAAGCUUUUCAUAUAUCACGUGACACAUUCGAUCCGCACAGAGACUCCGAAGAGUUUAGAAGGGACGGUACCGAUGAGAAAAGGGAUUUUACUAGAAGGGAUUCAACGGAAGACGAUCCUUUAGUUAUAGAAACUAAAAAAGGGAAAAUUAGAGGAAUGACAGUUACUUCGGCUACUGGUAAAAAGGUGGACGCUUGGUUGGGAAUACCGUACGAUCAAAAACCGUUAGGGAAUUUGAGAUUCCGCCAUCCGCGACCUAUAGAAAAAUGGGAAGGCGUUCUAAAUACGACCGAACAACCGAAUUCUUGCGUACAAAUAAUCGAUACGGUGUUCGGCAAUUUCGCCGGUGCCACGAUGUGGAACCCCAACACGCCAAUAAGCGAGGACUGUUUAUAUAUAAACGUGGUGGUACCUAAACCGAGACCGACGAACGCGGCCGUAAUGGUAUGGGUAUUCGGCGGCGGUUUUUAUUCCGGUACCAACACUUUGGACGUGUACGACCACAACAUUUUGGUAUCCGAAGAGAACGUCAUAUUAUGUUCGAUGCAAUACCGGUUGGCUUCGUUGGGUUUCUUGUAUUUCGGUACGUCGGACGUGCCCGGCAACGCCGGUAUGUUCGAUCAAAUGAUGGCCCUGCAAUGGAUCAAGGACAACAUCGCGACUUUCGGCGGCAAUCCCAAUAACAUAACCUUAUUCGGCGAAUCCGCCGGAGCGGUGUCGGUGUCGUUGCAUCUCCUUUCGCCGCUCUCGAGGAAUUUAUUUUCGCAGGCCAUAAUGCAAAGCGGCAGCCCCACGGCGCCCUGGGCGAUAAUAUCGAGGGAGGAGAGCGUCUUAAGGGGGAUCAGAUUGGCGGAGGCGGUCGGUUGUCCUCACGAUCGCGACGAUUUGAAUUCCGUAAUCGAUUGCCUAAAGAAGAAGGACCCCGUCGAGCUGGUGAACAACGAAUGGGGUACGUUGGGGAUAUGCGAAUUCCCUUUCGUUCCAGUUAUAGACGGGGCGUUUUUGGACGAACACCCCGUCCGCGCGUUGGCCAACAAGAAUUUCAAGAAAACGAAUAUCCUGUUGGGUUCCAACACCGAAGAAGGCAAUUACUUCAUCAUAUAUUAUUUGACCGAAUUGUUCAGGAACGAGGAGAACGUUUACGUUAAUAGACAGGAAUUUUUGCGUGCCGUUACCGAACUAAAUCCUUACGUGAACGCCGUCGCGAGACAGGCGAUCAUAUUCGAAUACACCGAUUGGUUGAACCCCGAAGAUUCAGUCAGCAACCGAAACGCUUUGGACAAAAUGGUCGGCGAUUACCAGUUUACGUGUAACGUUAACGAAUUGGCGCAUAGAUACGCGGAAACUGGUAAUAAUGUGUAUAUGUACUAUUACAAGCAUAGGAGUGUCGCUAACCCUUGGCCCUCGUGGACAGGUGUUAUGCAUGCCGAUGAAAUAAACUACGUUUUUGGAGAACCCCUGAAUCCAACUAGAAGUUAUACUGCUCAAGAAGUAGAUCUCAGUAAAAGAAUUAUGCGUUAUUGGGCUAAUUUUGCAAAAACAGGUAAUCCUAGUUUGAGUCCGAAUGGUGCGUGGACGCCAACUUUUUGGCCUCUACACACGACUUACGGUAGAGAAUAUUUGACUUUAGACGUGAAUUCGACUGCGACCGGUAGGGGGCCCAGGCUAAAGCAGUGUGCCUUUUGGAAAAAAUACCUUCCUCAGCUGCAGCAGAUGACGGCCGAACUCCAAAAUACACAAUCCAGCAAGGAUUGUACAAACUUAGGAAUCUCAAUUGCCAGUUCGCGGUACCUGAUAGUAUCCUUCUUCCUGCUAGUUAUAAUUGAAUUGAGAUGGGAAACCUUGCAACAGUCUUAAAGCUUCGAAUCACCGACAAAAAUUACGAACUAAACGGCAUAGAAUUUCGCUUUUUCGCUAAAUAUAUAGAGUCAAUAAAACGGUAGAAAACCGAUAAAUAACAUGGAGGACAAGGUUUACAGUUAGGUUGAGGUUUCUACCUCGUCACGAAAUGUCGAUAAGAAAAAUAUUUUUGUAGCAGGCCAAGAAUGGAAUUAGAAGAAUCGAAAUAUUAGAUUAUUGAAAAAUAAAAACAAUACUUUCACUUUUUAGUGACUUGUAUGAUUGUGCACAAAGUAAACAAUCGUAAUACUUUAUAUGUAAAACACUUAGAAUAAAAAUAAAUGCUUACGAAUACUUUUUAUAAUAAAGUUUGGUACUUUCGACUCCAAUAAAUAAUAUAAACUUUGGAUUGUUUCGGGGGUAUUCAAAAUAAAUGUUCAUGCUCGUCGUCGGUGUAUAUCACACUAUUAAUUAACGAAUUAUAUAAUUUAUCAUCAUAUCUUACCUUGUUUUUAAAAGCUUUAACUCAUCACAACCAAAAACUAACCUAAUUUCAUUUCGACAUUACUGUCAAAUAAUACAUGAGAAGUUUUCAUUCUUUCCAUAGAAUUUAGUGCUUUUCUUAAUCUAUGGAUAGAUCAGGUUAACCCGAUCAUAAUCUGAUUGUUCGAAGAAUAAUUCGGAUCACUUUUGUUGUAGAUCUGAAUAAAUCUUACUGAUGUGAUAGAUCCUAUCUUUUGUGCUAAUCUCUGAAAGUGAUCAGCUGAUGUCUGUGAAUUUUCUUUUAAAUUUAUUGUUGCUUAGAUUUGUGGUCUGAAUACCGUUCGGUGAUUUCAUAAAAGUUCGCUACGAUUCCGGAAUCAGUUGAUUGGUGAUAUCUAUCUGAUCCAGGUUCAUAGUUUACAAAAAGUUCUAAUAAAUUUCGAAUCGAGGCAACCAACUACACGUAUUUGUGUAUAUUCUUGUCUAUAGAAGAUAUUUUGUUUUUAUAUUAUACAGUAUGUCAUUAACUGAAUAAUUUCGAAUUUAACGAUAUUUUCAUGUUCCUGCUAAUGUUGUGAUGAAUAAUUGAGGACUGUUUUCAGUGGCCUACGUUCUAUAAAAGUUAUUUAACGCGUCUCGUACUAGAUCUCAGGGGCAUUAAAACAUUUAUGACUUAAUUGGACAUAUCUUACUUGGAGAUAUAAUAAUUGUGAACGAUAAGGAAUUGUUUUUAUUUUUCAGUAAUCAGUAUCAAUUUUGUUGUUUUGAUUGAAGCUUUUAUGGUUAUUUAUAUGUUGAAAAAACAAAAAAUUUUAUUCAUCGCCACAAAAAUUUUAAUUUACUAUUUUGUAUUAUUAUCAAAAAGUGAAUCAUAAUUCUAAUAUUUUAAAACCUUUAGAAUAAUAACUAUGAAAAGUCAGCUGUUUGCAAAAACAAUCAUCCUUGUAGACACAUACAAAAACAAAAAGAUGGCCGACUGUCAUAGACGCUGUGCUUAAGGUUACGGAUAAAGGGAAUUAGCAACUGAUUAAUGUGUAACAAUAAUUUCUUGUUUUUACUUAAUUGAAUGUAUACGGGGCACAAUGUAGACUAAAUUAACUAAAUUUGAAUUUUUUACCUCGAAUAAAAUUUUUUGUGAAAUUAUAAUGAUACCUAUUUUUUGAAGUUUGCAAAACUAGACCAAAAUAUUUAUAAUAAUUUUGCGUUGUAUGCUAAUAGAUUGACGAAAAUUUCUUACAUCUAAGGGAUAGUAUAGUUUAUAGUUCCCUAGUGCCUCUGUUAUAGUUUUAGCGUAUUGAGCUUUCAAGCUUUCAACGAAAAUUUUCCCACCUCAAUUUCGAGUUUGUGAAAUUUCAACAAAUGGAAACAUGAAUAUUUCAAGUUGAAAGAAUGUCAUAGGAAAAAUUCGGGCCUACCAACUGAAAUUUGUAUUGAAAGCGUGUGCUAUCGUCACGUUGAACGUAACGUUUGACAUAAUCUUUUAUGUAAUCCGCAGCUGCAUACCAACAAUCCCGAAUAUCCAAACGUUUUUUAUUGUAUCUAACAUGAAUCAUAUCAAAUAUAGAUACUUUAUUUCGAAAUUCAGAAAAUAAAUGACGGAUAAAAAACAUAAUGACGGAAGAUAUUGAAAAUCUUUUUCCAUAUUGAAAACACUACAGACACUUACAAUGUUGCCAAGAUAGAAGUUUUUUCUCUAUAUUUAGAAAAAAGUAUUUGUAAGGGUAUUUCUUUUGUUAUUUUAUGGUAAGAAAAUUUAUAAUUUCUUAAAUAAGAAUUUAUUCGUUUAAUUGAACAAGCUCAAAGCAAAUACUAGCUCAAAAUAAUAGUCUAAAAAUAAUCAUUUCAAAUACAAAUAUUCCAUAAUUUUUAUAAUUCCAUUAAUAAAUAUUAAAAAUCAUCAUAGGUUUAUUGAAAAUUUUAUAACGUUUUGAGUUUUUAGUAGAAAUUAAGGAUAUUCUAAAAUAAGUUUAGGGAAAAAAAUUGAAGGUUUGGCAUCACUGUGUUUAUUGCCUUUACGCGAUGUUAAUGACCUGUCAUGACCUCAAAUGAAUCGUCUCAAAUUUCACGUGAAGAUUUUUAGCGCAAAUAUAAAGAAAAUACGAGGAUGCAUUUUAAUUCAAUUAAAUCAUCCACAAUUUGAAAUAAUUGCGGUUGUAUCCAAUCGUUGAAAUAUACGAAACUCGUUAUUUCUUAUUGAAUGUAUGUCAUCCCCACCGCGUUCUACUAAUACAUAUCCAUAUGAUGGUGCAAAUACAACCUAAAAUUAGGAUUUUACAUUUAAUAUUGUAUAGCGUAAGUGUACUCAAAUUUGACAACAUAGCGUAUCUAGAUAUUAUUUUGAUAAUUUCCUGUCUGUCUUAACAAUGAUAGCAAUUUUAAAUAUAGAAAGAAAUGUCCAGGAGGAAUCUGCGCAUGAGUAUCGAAAACUAUUUCAUCCCAAAUUUUUUACGCAAAUUACUCUACUGAUGAUGUAAUUUUAUGUAGCCGUUAAUAUUUUUAGAGAUAUGAAUUUUUGAAGGUUAGAAAAGUCUCAAAUUUGGGUACUUUUCAUCCAUUCUUUUCAAAGUAUACGUCGUUUAUCUUUGAGUAUCGCCGUCUCUCUCUGUCUAAUGCGUUGCAUCAGUCUCUCUGCGUCAUGAAUUAUUUUUUAUCAAUUAUCUUAAAAACCAUUAACUUUAUCAAAAUUUCUUUUCUAUAACGCAGCCGCGAGAGUUACUAAAUUAGUAGCGUUGCCAAAUAUUAACGAUGUUUUCAACGACGUAUAAUCAUAUGCUGAUGACUCUAAAUUUAAUUAUUUCAAUACCAUCGAAUUAUAUACGAACAGACAAUGAAAUGAAGUGGUGGUUUACAGGAUUGGGUUCAAGGAAACAAAAUUCUCGUAAAAUUUUUUAUUUAUUUUAUUUUUAUUUUUAAUUGUUAUCAUUCUAAUUGGUAUUGUGUUGUGUGUGGUUCGUCAAAAUAAUCGAAAUACCUGAUAGCUGAAUUGCUAUUUUAGCAAAAAAUGAAUAAA
This is a messenger RNA of Diorhabda carinulata, 5868 nucleotides long. Its product is annotated as acetylcholinesterase-like. The transcript has 8 exons. Lineage: Eukaryota; Metazoa; Arthropoda; Insecta; Coleoptera; Chrysomelidae. The record is from RefSeq and is a predicted model, not a curated record. Gene Ontology annotation, molecular function: acetylcholinesterase activity. Gene Ontology annotation, biological process: choline metabolic process; acetylcholine catabolic process. The coding region runs from base 438 to 2393 and encodes 651 amino acids. Gene Ontology annotation, cellular component: plasma membrane.